Amphimedon queenslandica is the source of this 1300-nucleotide messenger RNA. RefSeq names its product T-box transcription factor TBX5-A-like. Gene Ontology annotation, cellular component: chromatin; nucleus. Lineage: Eukaryota; Metazoa; Porifera; Demospongiae; Haplosclerida; Niphatidae. The transcript has 8 exons. Bases 272 to 1300 code for a protein of 342 amino acids. The record is from RefSeq and is a predicted model, not a curated record. Gene Ontology annotation, molecular function: DNA-binding transcription factor activity, RNA polymerase II-specific; RNA polymerase II cis-regulatory region sequence-specific DNA binding. Gene Ontology annotation, biological process: positive regulation of DNA-templated transcription; regulation of transcription by RNA polymerase II; cell fate specification.
GUAGAGCAGCUUACCGACUCUCAUUGUUGCAAUUGGCAAGCCUAAGCUCCAGUAGCAGCAGAAAUCCUCCCUGAAAGAGCUUUUAGCUUACUAGCAUAAUAUUUUAUCCGUAUUUACCUGCUACCUCCUCUCGCCGUUAAUAUUUCAAGUUCUCCUCUCCGGCAGUAACUUUCCCAUCACACCUCAGCAGGCUACCCUGAGCUACUCUACUCUCCUCUCUCUCUCUCUUUCUCGGCUCGGACGCUAAGCUCACAGUUAGGGCUCUGCCUCUAUGUUGUGCGGAAGGCUUUUACAGAACACUGCUUCACCCUCUCUCGACUUUGUACAGAACAGUAGUCCUAUUCUGCAAGGUUACAGAGGCCAGGAUCAGCUAUUGCAAGAAGGAUUUUACAGUAAGGAAACUGUUGGUACUGGGAUAAUGGAAUCCACCUCAAGAGGAGAAACAGAUUAUAAAGAUCAUGGUCUCUUGCCUUCCCCUCUCUCGAUAAAGUCAGAGGAAGACCAGCAAAGUGGAGCCUCUUCUUCUCGAAAGAGACACCUAUCAGAUAACGAGGACUCGCCUUCUAAGUCAGUGAAGAGAGAAUCCGAUGUUGAAGAAGACCCAUCAUUAAUUGAAGGAGGUGGAGAACAUGGCCAGGCAAUAAAGUCAUACUCACAUGCAGGUAAUAGGAUCACAGUUUACUCUAAUACGGCAGAAUCACUCUCUCCCUCUGGCAUCAAAGUCACGCUUCAUGGUAGAGACCUCUGGGCUAAGUUCCACAAGUCAACAACUGAAAUGAUCAUAACAAAAGCUGGAAGACGCAUGUUCCCUGUUAUAAAGAUGAGUGUCUCUGGUCUAGAGCCAGACACUAAAUAUAUUAUUGUGAUGGAUAUUGUUGCCAUCGAUGACAAUCGCUACAAGUUCCAUGACUCCGAGUGGGUUGUAACAGGAAAAGCCGAACCACACCUUCCAGGCCGUCUAUACAUUCACCCUGAUUCACCAGCGACCGGAGCUGUCUGGGAAAAGCAACUAAUCUCUUUCCAGAAAUUAAAAAUUACAAAUAACCACCUCGACCAGUUUGGAUUUGUUAUUCUUAAUUCAAUGCAUAAGUACCAGCCUAGGAUCCACGUGGUCCGAGCUAAUGAUGAGAAAUCACUUACACUGGACGAAGGGAGCGACAGCCUUAGUACACACAUUUUCCCUGAGACACAGUUCAUGGCUGUGACUGCCUACCAGAACCAACAGGUCACACAAUUGAAAAUAGAGUAUAAUCCUUUUGCAAAAGGUUUCAGAGGCUCAGAACUCUCCGGCAGAAGGUAA